UUGCAUUUUCAUGUGGGUCCCAUCACUACCACUUCGCUUGCCCAUAAAUAUGUGCCCCUAAUACUGCAUUUCUUCCCUGUUCCUCCCCUUCCUAUUUUCCCUCGCCUACAAGAAUUUUCCGAGCAAUGUUGUCCACUUACCCGGCCGUUACCUUGCCCGAUUCCACCCCAGGAAGCCCGUUUCCUUCCUUCGAAACCAGGUUUGCUCCAUGGAUUUGUUCGGACAUUCACUCCGGACCAAUCCUCCAGUCCCCCGAACCUAUUGUGUCAAGUCCCCUCAGCCCGGACAGCCAAAACCCUAGGCCAGCCAGUCACUGCACCAGUGACUCCAGCGACCGCCCUAAUAGGUCCAAGAAGCCGGUGGUGGACGAACGUAAGAGGAGGCGGAUGGCAUCGAACCGGGAGUCUGCCAGGCGGUCAAGGAUGCGUAAGCAACAGCAUCACGAUAACCUAAGAAACGAGGUGAACCGACUUAGAAUCUUGAACCGGGAACUCACAAGUCGGCUGCAAGUGAUCUCCCAUCAGAGCCACCUUCUGCAGACGGAAAAUGAUCAACUUUAUGCCGAGCACACUUUUCUCCGGCUAAACCUAUUGGAAAUGAAAAAUGUUGUCCAGGCGAGACAGCUGCCGCAGUCCUCUUCUACUUGGCCGUGCAAUAACGUUACACCCUUCGCACCUGAACAAUUGAUCGCUCCAUUAGUCACGGAAUUAAUUUAAGGAGAAUAAUAAGCUCAUUAAUUUCAUUCUAAAGAGCCGGCCAGCCAUUAUAAGAGGAGCAUCUAUGUCUUUAAGAUAUAUAUAGAUAUACAUAUAUGUAUAUAUAUAUAUAUAUAUGUAUGUAUUUAUAAGCAAAGCUGCUUCGGUGGAGAUUUAGGUUAUUUUCGGAAAUAGUGGCUUUUUUGGUGAAUAGUGGGUCGGAAAUUAUAUUUUUGUACCAAAUUAUUACAUAUAAAUGUCGUCUAUGA
Molecule: messenger RNA, 964 nt
Organism: Punica granatum (pomegranate)
Lineage: Eukaryota; Viridiplantae; Streptophyta; Magnoliopsida; Myrtales; Lythraceae
Source: RefSeq, a predicted model, not a curated record